AAGGAAGAAUGUCCGCCAAGCUUUGAGCUCUCUGCAACAUGGUGAAACGGUGUUCAUACGGGGUUUGUAAAUCCGAUACGAGGUACCCUGAGCGUUUAGAAGGAGGCGUCGUUUUUUUCCCGUUCCCGAAGCCCAAAACACAAGAGGAGCGUUGCCGGCAGUGGAUCAAACAGUGUGGGAGACCCCACUCCGAGUUCAAUAUCUCCAAGAUCAACAAACACGUAUAUGUCUGCUCCAAGCAUUUUGUGAAUGGGAAGCCUACUCCUGAGAAUCCCAACCCUGUGCUUGCUGUUCAAGUGCCUGGCCAGUCAAGGCGAGGUCCAGGAGGCAGUCGAAAGCCACCAACAAAACGAUGCAAAAUCAGUUUGCAAGAUGCCUCCGCCUCCACCACCAGCACCAGUGACGCAGAAGAGACUCAACAUUGUGUUGCUGAUAGUGAGAAUCUUGAGCAACCCCCACUUACUGAAUUCCAGCUGAGAAAGGAACCUGAUGAGAAGCUGGUCGCCGAAAAACAGAUUAUAUUAGAAGAAGACAAUAACAACCUGACGCUGAAAUUGUCUUUGAUAGAACCCCCACAUCCUGAACUGCAGCUGAAAGAGGAACCGGAGGAGGUGCUGGUCACAGAAAAAUGGAUGAAAUUAGAAGAGAAUGACCACAUGAAACGGAAAUUGAUUUUGAUAGAACCCCCACUUCCUGAACUUCAGCUGAAAGAGGAACCCGAGGAGGAGCUGAGCAUAGAAAAACGGAUAAAAUUAGAAGAAGAGAAUGACCAAAUGAAAUUGUCUUUGAUAGAACCCCCACUUCCUGAACUCCAGCUGAAAGAGGAACCUGAGGAGGAGCUGGUGACAGAAACACAGAUUAAAUUAGAAGAAGAGAAUGACCACCUAAAAUUGAUUUUGAUAGAACCCCCACUUCCUGAACUCCAGCUGAAAGAGGAACCUGAGGAGGAGCUGGUGACAGAAAAACAGAUUAAAUUAGAAGACGAGAAUGACCACAUUAAAUUGUCUUUGAUAGAACCUGAACUCCAUCUGAAAGAGGAACCCGAGGAGGAGCAGAUCACAGAAAAACAGAUUAAAUUAGAAGAAGUGAAUGACAACUUGACACUGAAAUUGUAUUUCAUAGAAACCCCAUUUCCUGAACUCCAGCUGCAAAAGGAACCAGACGAGGAGCUGGUUACAGAAAAACAAAAUAAAUUAGAAGAAGAGAAUGCAAACCUGAAACUGAUAUUAUCUUUGAAAGAAGCUGAGAUUGAAAGGCUGAAAGCACAAAUUAGAACACUUAAAAAUGAAAGCCAGUUCAUGAUUUAAAAGGCAUUUGGUGACUUUGACCAUGAUCUUGUUAAUGCUAUACUUACUGAAGACAGGGAUAAAAAUAUAAUUUCAUAUAUAAUAAAAAUAUAAUGGUUCAUUCAUCGAUGUGCUGAUAUUGUGUAGUUUGUGUUUGAGCCCUGCUCUAAAUGUUCAAACUAUUCACAAAACAAAGGAUGACGCCUAUGACUCAUAUUUUGGCCUUACUGUUUUUCUAUGAUAAGCUUUUCCUACGGUAAACUUGGACACCGGGGACUUUGAUGAUCUAUCUUCAUUGUAUUUUUGCAAUUUUCAUAACUAUUGAUGGUUGACUUCUGGAUCAUAUGAUUGUCAUGCUUGUCUGUUUUGUAACUAUACACUACUCAAAUUGAACAAACUAUCUGUUUAUAUGACAAAAUAUUUUAAAUACAAUUUAAAUGCAUUUCCCCCUGUUUUUCAUGUUAUUUGCUGUAGUGGCAGUACAUGUCCUUCUGGGAGGUGAGUAGCUGAAAAUGAUUUUUAGUCUGAUUUGAGGUAUAAUGAAGUAUUUGGGCUGCAGCAAGAGUAAUUUUCAAGAUUGAAAGGUCAUAUUUGGCUCAAAUUUAAGCUUAUAAGCUCAGGAUGUUUUCUAUAUCGUCACACUGUUAAAAUAAUCGCAUAAGUCUUUUUUUUGUCAAAAUUGUAUUUUUUUUUGCCUAAAUCAUCACCUCAUGACGCCGGCCAUGGUAAAAUCACCUACAUCCUCAGUUGAUCAGAUCAUGUGAUUUAACCCCUUUAAGAUAAUGGCCUAUGUCAAGUGUGUGACUUAAGCAGAUGUAU
Molecule: messenger RNA, 2105 nt
Organism: Centropristis striata (black sea bass)
Lineage: Eukaryota; Metazoa; Chordata; Actinopteri; Perciformes; Serranidae
Exons: 4
Coding region: 39-1307 (422 amino acids)
Source: RefSeq, a predicted model, not a curated record